AUGGCUCCCAAGAAACCACCACCACCACCAAAGGGAGGGGCUGCAAAAGCUCCGCCGCCGCCGCCGCCGCCACCCGAACCUAGCGGCAUGACACCGCAACGUCUAAAGAUGAUAUGGAUGUGCAUUGUCGGGACAAGCCGGAAGCCCCUCGCCCCUUUUCGAACGCCUUUCCUUGUGGAGUGUUCCCUGAGCCUCCUCUCCUCUCCCCACUCCUUGGGCGUCCUCCGGGCCCCUCGUCUCUCAGCCCUCCAAGCAAAGAGAGGUGCCUCUCCUUCAGGGGCCUGGGGAGAGGACGACCCCAGCCUCGGUGGCCUGACGGAGACUGAAAAUCUCUACAAGAAAAAUACUAAAGCCAGAUCUUCUGGCACUUGGAAUACUUUUGGGAGGAAUCUCUACUAUGUUUCAAAAGGAAGAAAGACUUGGUAUGAUGCGGAGAACUUCUGUGUGUCUAGAGAUUCCCACUUGGCCUCCGUCUUAAGUGAUGAAGAACAGAAUUACAUCACUUCUCAGCUCAGAGGCCCCGCCUGGAUUGGUUUUACAGAUGAAAAGGAGGAAGGCAAAUGGGAAUGGACAGAUGGCUCCAGAGUAACAAAACAGUAUUGGCACGAGGAAAACACUUUCCACACAGAAAGCAAGAGAAGACUGGAGAAGGACUGCACAUCCAUAGUGCCGUCGCUGGCUGGAAAUAAUUGGCGCGAUACCCAUUGCCACGAACUACGGAACUGGGUUUGUAAGGAGAGCGUAGAAAUUUAAGAUGGCAAAACCUGGGCCAACAUGUGACUGAAGACAGAAUGG
Molecule: messenger RNA, 795 nt
Organism: Lacerta agilis (Sand lizard)
Lineage: Eukaryota; Metazoa; Chordata; Lepidosauria; Squamata; Lacertidae
Product: CD209 antigen-like protein C
Exons: 5
Coding region: 1-753 (250 amino acids)
Biological process (GO): biological process involved in interspecies interaction between organisms
Cellular component (GO): external side of plasma membrane
Molecular function (GO): carbohydrate binding
Source: RefSeq, a predicted model, not a curated record